CCGAGGAAGUUGGUUUGGGGGAGCUUUCCUCGUUCGGGCUUUCGCGAGAAGCUGCGCGCUGUCGUGAUUUCACCAGGAAUUGCAUGGAAUGAAGUUUCUGUAAUAGUGCGUACUCAAAAGUAUCCGAGCGCUGACAGCUGAUUUGACGCAUCAUACCCAGUGUCGGGCCGCGUGCUUUACCGUUCGCCCGAACAUCGGAAAGCAUGUUUUCUUCGCGUGGAAAAACGAUGGCACUUCUUCGUCACACCAAGCCACUGAUUCGUGCGCUGCUUCGUGCUCAACGCCACACAGCUGCAAGGCCACAGUCUGCUGUGAUUGUGGAACCACGGAAGCUUGUCACUAGCUACCAAUGUGAGCCAAGUGAAAUGCCCAUGACUGGGGAAACGUAUGGCCAGCACAUAGACACAGCUGCUGCCAAGUGGGGUGAUGAUGUUGGCUGGGUCUUUCAGCAUGAUAAUCAACAAAUAACCUUUGCAAAUUACAAAGCUGAUGUGGACUGUGUUAGCAAAGGACUGCUGUCUGCUGGUUUCACCAAAGGAGAUACGAUAGCUAUCUGGUCUCCUAAUUCAUAUAACUGGGUGGUUCUUUAUGGUGCUUUGGCAAAGGUCGGAAUCCUGUCUGCUUGUGUACAUCCUGCUUAUACUGCAGCAGAGUUUGAAAAAGUCCUGACAAAGGUGCGUUUUGCAGGCAUAUAUAUUCCAGAAUCAUUCAAGAUUCUCAAGUACUACGAGAUGCUUUGCUCCUUGAUUCCUGAGCUUAAGGAGUCCAGUCCUGGCCAGCUGAACUCUAAGAAGUAUCCAUUCCUAAAAGGCAUAAUCGUGGAGAGCGACAAGGCAUUGCCAGGCUGCAUCAACUGGCGAGACAUUCUGCAAGGAGGAAAUGUCAACUUAGCUGAGGCAGAAAACAAAGUCGGGAUGGAUGAUCCCAUUACCAUUGUGUUCACUUCUGGGACCACGGGAACUCCAAAGGCAGCUAUGCUUUCCCAUCAUGGAUUUGUAAACAAUUCAAUCAUGUAUGACCAUGGUGCACCUGAUCCUGAGCGUUCAAUCCUGUGCAGUCCUUUGCCUUUGUUCCACGUUUUUGGCAUGACAAUCGCCAUGGGUUUGACUGUUAUAAGAGGAAACUGUGCCGUGAUUCCAUGUGCUGGUUAUGACACCAAGGAGGUUCUCAAAUCUAUCCAUAACUACAGGUGUGCACAAGUUGCUGGAGCACCAACAAUGAUUGCAGACAUGAUAAAUCAUCCGGACUUCAAGAGCUUUGAUCUUUCCAGCCUAAACAGGGUCGUAAUGGGAGGCAAUGUGGUGACUCCUGAAAUGAGGAAGUUGGCAAGGGAAAAGUUUAAGGCUCAUGUCUGGGUUGGCUAUGGAGCUACAGAGACAACAACAGCAUCUACACUGGUGACUGAAAGGGAUCCUGAGAGCAAACAAGCUACAACUGUUGGGAGACCAGUAGGCUACGUAGAGGUAAAGGUUGCAGAUCCUGCCACAGGCAAGGAGACUGCCAUCAAUGAACCUGGAGAGGUGUGGAUUCGAGGUCAUAAUGUUUUUAUUGGUUACUACAACGAUGAAGAGAAGACUAAAGAAGUCAAAGGACCUGCUGGAUGGUAUAAAACAGGGGACUUGGGCAAGAUGGAUGAAGAUGGCUACCUUAGCAUUAUUGGACGUCUGAAGGACAUGGUCAUCAGAGGAGGAGAGAACAUUUAUCCGCUUGAGAUUGAGGAAGUUCUCAACACCCAUCCAGCUAUUCACGAGUGCCAUGUAAUUGGAGUGCCAGACGCACGAAUGGGUGAGGAACUUUGUGCCUGGGUGUUACUUAACCCAGAAUCCAAGGUAACUGACGCUGAGCUUCAGCAGUACUGCAAAGGCAAGCUCAGCCAUUUCAAGAUUCCUAAGUAUUUCCUUUAUGAAACGGAUUAUCCAAAAACAGCUAUAGGGAAAGCACAGAAAAACAAAAUGAGGGAAGAAGCGGCAAAGAAAUUGGGUCUGUGAGCAAGAAGAUCCCAGUGAUGGUGGACUUAACCAUAUUGAACAACACCUUGUGGCUUCUGGUGCUUGUUGACCU
Molecule: messenger RNA, 2061 nt
Organism: Rhipicephalus sanguineus (brown dog tick)
Lineage: Eukaryota; Metazoa; Arthropoda; Arachnida; Ixodida; Ixodidae
Product: medium-chain acyl-CoA ligase ACSF2, mitochondrial
Exons: 16
Coding region: 204-1988 (594 amino acids)
Biological process (GO): fatty acid metabolic process
Molecular function (GO): medium-chain fatty acid-CoA ligase activity
Source: RefSeq, a predicted model, not a curated record